Molecule: messenger RNA, 639 nt
Organism: Thelazia callipaeda (thelaziosis nematode)
Lineage: Eukaryota; Metazoa; Nematoda; Chromadorea; Rhabditida; Thelaziidae
Source: the annotation of a GenBank genome assembly
AUGAUUAAAUUUACUUUUUCGUCGACAUUUUAUCUUUUCAUCUUCGCUUACAGAACUUCUGGUGGGUUAUCUGGAAAAUCUUCUAUUGAUACUGAUAUACUCAAUCCAGCCGGACGAUGUCCUGCUGGAUUGAGUAUAUCAGUAUCAAUAGAACGCAAACCAACCUUUUGUUUCAGUGCAUUAGAAAUUGAAAGAUAUGCCUUCCGUUGCUUGGAUGGAUGCCAGUGUGAUACUGAUGAUGAAGUCAUUUAUUGUCAUAAUGGGGCUAGAACUGCCCUUCAUCUUCCAGAAAGUCGUUUGCGCGGCUUUACUGUGAUUGGGAUGCUAAAUAACGCGAUCAAGAAACUUCCUGAAGAGAAAACUAUUUUAGAAAAAUUUCCUGAUCUUAAGGCCAUCGAUGUGGAAGAUAAUAAACCCUUCGACUGUGAGUCGCUGAAAGGAUACAACAUAAUUAAAAUAUACAGUGAUUGCGAAGGGAAUGACUCGAUUAUUAUCAGAGGACAAAAAUUACCGGAUAUCGAAGAAGUAACUGAUAUGCUCAAAAAAAAAUAUAAUGAAAUGGACAAAGAGAAGGUCGUCCAAGAUGUGCAAGACUUCUUCUCCAAUAUUGUUAAGAAAGUUAAAGAGUUGCAACAGUAA